Molecule: messenger RNA, 4360 nt
Organism: Polypterus senegalus (gray bichir)
Lineage: Eukaryota; Metazoa; Chordata; Cladistia; Polypteriformes; Polypteridae
Product: zinc finger protein 135-like
Exons: 7
Coding region: 126-2582 (818 amino acids)
Source: RefSeq, a predicted model, not a curated record
UUUGAACAGUAAACUGGAGGCAGUGAAAGCAACGACGGGCUCUUGACGUUGAGUGACUUGGCUUUAUCACAGUACCUAAAACCACAAGCAAGGAAGAAGCAGUGGCCAUUUACUGUGAUGCUAAGAUGGAUGUGAAAGAGGAGACGUGCGAGGCUGACAUAAAGACCACAGAGAUAACGAUAGUAAACUUUAAGGAUAAAGAGGACAGUGAAUGGGAGUCUGUCCACCCUAAGCAGGAGAGUCCCAGCAUUAAAGAGGAGGAUUAUGAACUGGUAACUGUGGACAUUAAAGAAGAGGCCAUGGAGACAUCUGUCAGCAUUGAGGUACCUGGACAAAAAAGUGUGGAGUGUACUGAGCUCAAGGUGGCAUCUGAAUCACUACAGUCUGACGCAAAGAGCCCUGAGGAAAUGCCAUCUGUUAGAACUCAAGAAGAACAACCAUCCCCUACACCUCUGUCUGGAGAAAGGAAUAAACCUCACUGCUGUUCUGAAUGUGGCAAACGAUUCUGGUACAGGAGUGCCCUUCAAAGCCACAUAAGAAUUCACACGGGAGAGAAGCCGUAUUGCUGCUUGGAGUGUGGAAAACAAUUCUCUGACAAGAGUGCUCUUCAGAAACACACAAGAAUUCAUACUGGUGAGAAGCUGUAUUGCUGUAAUGAAUGUGGCAAACAAUUCUCGCAAACCGGCCAUCUCCAGACCCACAAACGAAUUCACACAGGAGAAAAGCCAUAUUGCUGUUCUGAAUGUGGCAAACAGUUCUCCGACAGGGGGAGUCUUCAGAGACACACUAGAAUUCAUACUGGAGAAAAACCAUAUUACUGUUCUGAAUGUGGUAAAGAGUUUUCGCAAAGGAAUGGAUUUGAGAGCCACAUACGAAUUCACACUGGAGAAAAGCCAUAUUGUUGUUCUGAAUGUGGGAAACGAUUUUGUCGUAGGAGUAAUCUUCAGAGCCACAAAAAAAUUCACACUGGAGAGAAACCAUAUUGCUGUAAUGAAUGUGGCAAACAAUUCUGUUACAAGAGUAAUCUCCAGAGACACCAAAGAAUUCACACCAGAGCGAAGCCAUUUUGCUGUAAUGAAUGUGGAAAAGAAUUCUCACAAAUUGGUAGUCUCCAGAGACACAUUAGAAUUCACUCUGGAGAAAUAAAACAAGCAAACUUCAGGACACAAGAUCCAUUGAUUGCUCAGCUAGCCUGGGCAAAUAAACACGGCUACAGCAUGAACAGGGCAAUGCUGAACAAAGCAACUAAACUGGGGAUGGAAUGGGGGCUCAUGCUGAAACAAGAACUGCAUGUUAAUGUGCCGAAAAAAAACAAAAAACCGUCUACUAAACCGACUUUAAAAGUAUCGCGUGGCUCAGAGCAAAAGCAAGGAACAGACAGCUGUAACACCAAGAUGGAUAUCAAAGAAGAAAUUUGUGAGGCUGAAAUAAAGACCAUGAAGUUAGUGACUGUAAAUGUUAAGGAGGAGGAUUGUGAAUGGGAGUCUGUCCACCCCAAACAGGAGAGUCUAGGCAUUAAGGACGAGGAUUAUGAACUAGGAGCUGUGGACAUUAAAGAAAAGGCUGAGGAGACACCCAUCAGCAGUGAGACGCACCAGCAUGAAACUCUGAAUGGCGGUGACCUUACAAUGAAGUCUGAAUCGUUAGAGUCUGACACAAAGAUUAUUGAGGAAAUGUCACCUGUUAGAAGUCUGGAAAAUCAGCCACCAUCUACAAAUCAGUCUGGAGAAGUUUUACCAGACAAUGGCAGCUUCUUAACCUCCUCAUCUCAGACCUCUGUUCAGUGCAGAUCACAGCAGACAACAGCUGAUGAUAAUAUGAAGAAACUGACAUCUAGAUCACAGAGUGUGAUACAAGCCUAUUUGCAGGAUGAUUCUCUGCCAGUGAUAAAAGUAACAACAGGCUCAACCACUAUCAACCAGGAGCAGAGGAAAAAGUGCAAUCCAAGUGGAACACAACAGAAUGUUCAUCAGUGUUCUGAAUGUGGCAAAGGAUUCACACAAAUUGAAAGUCUUGGGAGUCACAGAAAAAUUCACAGUGGAGAGAAGCCAUAUUGUUGUUCUGAAUGUGGCAAGCGAUUUACACAACUGGGCCAUCUUAAGAAACACAAAAGAAUUCACACCGGGGAGAAGCCAUAUUGUUGUUCUGAUUGUAGUAAGCGAUUCACACAACUGUGCAGUCUUAAGAUCCACAGAAGAAUUCACACAGGGGAGAAGCCAUAUUGCUGUUCAGAAUGUGGUAUGGGAUUUACCUGCACUGGCAGCCUUCAGGAGCACAGAAGAACUCAUACGGGUGAAAAGCCCUAUUGCUGUUCUGAAUGUGGAAAACGGUUUUAUCGCAGAAGAAAUCUUCACAGCCACAAAAACAUUCACACCGUAGAGAAGCCAUAUUGCUGUAAUGAAUGUGGCAAACAAUUCUGUUACAAGAGUAAUCUUCAGAGACACCACAGAAAUCACACCAGAGACAAGCUGUUUUGCUGUAAUGAAUGUGGAAAAGAAUUCUUACGUAUUGGCAGUCUAAAGAGACACAGCAGAAUUCACACUGGUGAGAAAGAAACGGCACACUUUAGCAGUCAAGAGUGAGGUUCACUCCUCUCCUGAUAGGUAAGCAUUGUUGAGAGAUGAAUCCCUGAGAGAAGAGGAACUGUCAUAACUGAAGAGUGAGGUUCACUCCUGUCUUGAUAGUAAGCAUGGUAAGACAAAUUUGGAGAGAUGAACGAUUAGAGAAACCCUAAAAGAAUUAAGUUGGAGGGUGACAUUUGAAGGAACAGAGGAAGAUGUGAAAUGUAACUCAUCAAGCUACUUAAGCCUUAAAUAGUGAUUUCACAUGGGGAGCUUUCUUUUGCAAGAUUCAUACGAAAUCUCAUAAACGUCAAACGAAUUUUAUAGCAUGAAAAGGAUCCAAAAACAUAAUUCAUACUGGGCAAACAUCUCUCCAGAUCAAAAGGUGCCCAUCCUCUGCUGUGGGACUCUAGGUAGGUGAUGGAGAUAGCGAUUGAUGAUGUGAGGAAGACCUCCAAUGUGGUGUCACUCCAGUUGGACAAUGUUAUGUGCCACACCACAGUGCAACUCCUUAGACCACAGAAGUGCAACACGAGAUAGGAAUUAAUAGGCUUGAACACAGUCCAGUGGGUGAGUGAAGACAAAGAGGAGAUCAUUGUAAUGGAGAACAAUAUCUAGCAUAAGAUAAAACUUUAUUGAUCUAGGAAUAUUUAAGUUGGUAUAUUUCUUAUUAUUAAUGUCUAAUGAUAUGAAUUUUUUAAGCCAGUCCAUCUUUCAGAUAAGACCUUUGCAUUCAGUUAGCCCCUCUCUAAAAAUCCAAAACUGAAAUUUGCAGGUCAGUUAGCCUGGGGAAAUAAUGGAGGAAACAACAUGAACAGGCCACAGCUAAACUGGGGGUGCAGUGGGGUCAUUCUGAAACAAGAACUGGUAUGACAUAAGAAAUAUGACGAACGAAAGUAGAUCAUUCAGUCCAUCGUGCAUUUUUGUUUAGCUUAUAUCUAUGCUGCCCCAGUAUUUCUUCCAGAUUCUUCUUAAAGGUUCUCAAGGUUUCUGCUUCACCUCCAUGUCUCAGUAGUUUGUUCCACAACUCCUUUGUGCAAGGAAGUUCUUCCUGGAGUCAAUUUUAAGUGCACUUCCACUUAGUUUCCACCGAUGUCCUCGACUAUCUGAUUCACCCUUAAGCUGAAACUAUGUUACUGGAUCCAAUUUAUCAAUAACUAUGAGGAUUUUAAAUACCUGGAUUAGGCCUCCAUACGGUGUCCUCUCCUCUGGCCUAAAUGGGUUUAAUUGUACGAGCCUGUCAGAGUAGGACAUGGAGUAUGGAAUUGACUUCUACUGAUAAACGAAGACCUCAGUUUCUGAUGGAAUGGGGUUGGGCACUGAAUUAGGAGAGUUGCUCUGCACCAUGAUGUCCCAUUGGUCCAUAAAGAGUGACAGGAAAUCAAAGGACUGUCAUAGGUUUGGCCUCUUUAUCUCUCUCUCUCUCUCUCUCUCUCUCUAUCUGAUAUUUUCCAUCCAUGGAGGCAUCAAGCCAUCAUUCAGUCCAUUUAAAGGCCAUGGGGGUAACAGAAACCAAGCAGGAGCAGAGACAGAGCCACCUGGUAGGUAGCAUAUGGACAUAAGAUGAAGUGAUCCUUUGUGCAUUAUUUUGUGUGUAUUAUUGAUAAUACAAAAAUGAAUGUGUAACUUUUUUCUCUAACAUGUUCCGGUACUCACUCUGAUUGCCUGGUAGAAGGAUGUGUUGAACUACAGGACCUUACAGUAUGGGAUUUGAGGAAUUCUGGUGAAGUCUGCAUAUUAAAAAGUUUUGAGCAAGGCUGAGGCAGAUGAUCCCAAAAGGGUGGCUUGGCUGGUAAGUG